This is a messenger RNA of Scomber japonicus (chub mackerel), 2833 nucleotides long. RefSeq names its product v-rel avian reticuloendotheliosis viral oncogene homolog B (gene relb). The transcript has 11 exons. Lineage: Eukaryota; Metazoa; Chordata; Actinopteri; Scombriformes; Scombridae. Gene Ontology annotation, cellular component: cytoplasm. Gene Ontology annotation, biological process: canonical NF-kappaB signal transduction; cellular response to stress; response to cytokine. Gene Ontology annotation, molecular function: RNA polymerase II cis-regulatory region sequence-specific DNA binding; DNA-binding transcription factor activity, RNA polymerase II-specific. The record is from RefSeq and is a predicted model, not a curated record. The coding region runs from base 189 to 1940 and encodes 583 amino acids.
AGUCGGUGCAACGCCUCCAGAAAGAGUCGGCACACGCAUACAUACACACACGUACACGUUGAGCUGCUGUCCAAUCUCAAGACUUUUAAAGGCGAGUGAAGUUUGUCCCCUAAAAGAGAGACCGGACAGUUUUUAACCGAGGAAAACGGGACGAAUACCGGGAUUUUUACGGCUCCACGGCGAAAUUAAUGGUUUUGAAGGAUUCCUCGUAUGAGAUGAAAGGCGGGGACGUUUACAAGGAUCCCACUGAGCGGGGGCUGACAGACUUUGACCUCAUCCAAGAAAUCAUCAAAGAGGACAGAGAUCGAUCAGGUGCCUCUCUCCCUCGACCUCCUCCUCCUCCUGUAGACCUCCUUUGCACUAACCCUGAGAUGCUUGGACAGGCCUGCACACCGUCGUCACAGCCUGUGCUGGUGGCACGAGGCACUGCGUGUCAGCCAACCUGCCCCUUCCCCCAGCUGCCACAGUCUUCGUGCCCUCCCAGGGAAAUGGCGCAUCCUUCCCGGGGUCCCUCCUCUCAUGCUGGCCCCUCUCGCCGUGGUCGUGGAUCAGACAGCAUCCCCUCUCAAAGCCAGGGUGAUACGGACAUGCUGGAGCGGGUUCUGGAGAAGCCCAAACUAGUGGUGGUGGAAGAGCCCAAAGAGAGAGGCAUGAGGUUUCGCUACGAGUGUGAGGGACGUUCAGCCGGCAGCAUCCUGGGGGCGUCCGGCACAGAAACAAACAAGACUCAGCCUGCAAUCGAGAUUCAAGGUCCUAUCGAUCACAUAAAGAAGGUCACAGUCACCGUUUCCUUGGUGACAAAGGAUCUCCCACACCGGCCUCACCCUCACUGCCUCGUGGGUAAAGAUUGCCCGAAUGGUUCAGGAAUCUGCCUGGUGACGAUGAACCCUCACAACAACCGACGUCACAGCUUCUCUAAUCUUGGUAUCCAGUGUGUGAGGAGGAAAGAGCUAGACGUUUCACUUCAGAAGAGAAGAAACCAGAACAUCGACCCUUUUAAAACGGGUCACUCAAAGGGCAUUGAAGAUAUGGACAUGAAUGUGGUGCGUCUGUGUUUCCAGUGUGAGCUGGAUUGGGAGGAUGGCAGGAAAGACUGUCUCAGCCCUGUGGUGUCUAACCCGAUCUACGACAAGAAGGCCACAACUACAUCACAACUGAAGAUCAGCUGUUUGAACCAGUACAGAGGUUCCUGCGCUGGCAAGACGGAGAUCUACAUGUUAUGUGACAAAGUGCAAAAAGAUGACAUAGAGAUCCUCUUCCGGCGAGGGUCGUGGAAGGCAAAUGGAGAGUUUGCCCAGACAGACGUGCACCGGCAGAUUGCCAUCGUGUUCAAGACUCCGCCUUACCAGGACCAGGACAUCACAGAGGAGGUUGACGUGAACAUCUUACUGCGUCGUCUCUCCGACCAGAUGACAAGCGAGCCGAUCACCUUCACGUACCUGCCACACAACCCAGAUCCGUAUGAAGUAAAGCGGAAGAGAAAGAUCAAAUCAGACAUCAGCUUCAGAGACAAACCUUGUGUAACAGCAGAGAGACCACUUCCAGCAGACCAGUCCUUCUUCCCGCCGACUCAAACAAUGAUGCAAGAUGAGAGGCUCUGUGCUGCACCCUCCGCUUUGGGGGAAAUGUGCUACGAGUCCCAGGACACCGACGAGAUCCUCAAUUCGCUGCUAGAAACGCCUGUAAUAUGGGAACUACUUUCUGACCCGGCACUCACCGCUUCGAUUCCCCCCAACUUUGACCCGGGGGCCGACAUCAGCUCCUCAUUUGCCAACAUGGAUGUGAACUUAAACCAGAACUUUGGUACAUACACGCAGGACUUUUCCCAUUACAGCGACCUGCAGUUCAAUAUGCUCGUCAAUGAGAACCAGACUCUGCAGCCAGAGCCACAGGACUGCCCCUCCAACAUGGUCCAUGUGAAGACAGAAGAAGAGCUUUGAGGACUUGAUAGUCAGGAUCACGUACCACACUUAAAAGGAAAAGUUUGGGAUAUGUGCUUUUUCACUUCUUUGGUGAGAGUUAGAAACAAUUAGAUUGAUACCACUCUCAUGUGUGCACGCUAUAUAUGCUAAAGUCUUAAGCUGAAACCUGGAGCAAUGACUUCUGGAAGUCCUGUUGUCACUACUUUCAGCCAAGGGGACACAUAACCCUCUGUAACAAGACAACAGCACUAGUUUUGGUAGAUGGAUUUUGUUGCUUUUCAAUGCUGGUGCUAGCGUCAUUUUUAGACAUGAGAGUGGUAUCAACCCCCACAUCUGUGUCCGACAGCCUUGCUGGUCAAGGCUUAAGCAAUCAGGAGCGGGUUAACAUUCCUUAAUAUUUGCCCGUAAAUGCUGCUAGCAUUAAUGUUAAGGCUUACAGGUUGAGAAGAAGGUGACUCUCCCAGUCAGCAAUGUAGCUUAAGAAGAGAACUGAUGAACGUCAUCUUGGGAACAGUAUGAAAGUCUCCAUACAGGCUUGUGUUUUGUAGUAAAACUAAAAUGCCAGUCGUACUGUAGGUUUUUUUGUUUGCUUCAAUGUGAUUUUUGGUGAAGAUGAUGUGACUCCCUACUAGAAGUUGUCGGCAGUAGUAAUUGGAUCAUAGUUUUAAAACAUAAAAUAGCAGUUCCACCUUUGCUCUUGUGUGUUGUUAGUGUUUAAUAUUUAAUCUGCUUUAAUGCAAUAGAAACCAGUCGUCGUAUCCAUAGUGCCAUGUGUGUCAGUUCCCUUUGUUCUCUGUUUCACUCUUGUGCACAACAAUCAAAUUUCCUCUUGCUGCUUUUCACAGUUCUGCCCUUUCGCUGUAGCAGUGUGGUGUCAAUAUGUCCAUGAAAAAUAAAACUUCAGUAAGUUA